AUGUGCCGAGUGAGUGUAUUAGUGAAAUUUCAAUUAAUUUCUAUUUGGAAUAGGGCAAAAUGGUUUCCACUGUUCAGACUGCUGUCAUUGUGUGUGCCUGCCUUUAUGGUUCUCAUUCAGAAAGAGAAGCAUACUUGGCCAAAGUUUACAUUAUCCGAAGAUGUGAAGCUGUUGCUGCUUAGAUUCCUUCACUCUCUUAGAAGUGAAGAGAAAGUGUUAACGCCUGCCAUAACAGCCGACGAAUACAUCAUGGUUGCUGAGAAAAUCUUCACCAAAGACGUAGCGCUUGUUCCGGUACGUGAGUAUAGUGGGUAUUAUGUUUGCUUAAGUCAAGAAUGUGUUGACAAUCGAGCUGUUGUGGAUGAAUUGAUGGCCAUCUAUUUGGGAACAACGACAGUUACCAAGCCGGUGAUGGGCAAAAGUACUGCAGUAUCUCCAGCCAACUUCUUGAUGAAGCAGAAAAUCUUGCAGCAUCUAAUGCGUUCUUCAAUUGCACCUGUGUCAUAUAUGAACAAUAUGAAGGAGAAUUCGAAAUGUCGAUUGAUUGCGUUAAAAUACAUGGAAGCGUUCCUAUCAUCCGAUGAAAUGGAUUUGAGAUGGAUGCUCCUGCAAGCCUGCGGAGAUAGGUUGGUUUUUUAUGUCCUUUUCCUAAUCAUCGCCUUAUCAUACUUUUUCUAUAGUGGUGCUAAUAAUUUCUCUAUUUCAGAAGUGCCAUUGUUCCGAAUUGCGACGUGUUUCUCUGCCGUGUAUCCUCCCAACAAUCCUCCAGUUUCGCUUCUGAUGUCUUGUGUUCAACGAACGCGAGGAACGACUCGCUCCGACAUGGCUAAUGUUGCCGCUCACUUGGCGGCUUCCUUACUAGGCGACAAAGAACGGGAAACGAUGUUCCCUGCAGCUUUAACUGCUUUAGAGAAAACGGUAAUUUUAACGACCUUUUCUCUUUUUUUCUCCCGACGAAUAUAUUGCGUACUAUACUUUUUCACGAUAAGGUUUGUUCCUCUGCAGUUUUCAGUGCUUGCAUUGUCCGUUGCGAUUUUUAGAAUAUUUCAGGGUUUUGAAUUACCCUCAGAUGUUUUGGAGCGUAUGCUGUCCGUUUGUGAAAAAAUAGCUGUUUCACGAAAAGAUGCUGUUUCUACUAAAGCGCAUGAGGAGGCAAUACAUCUGUCAGCAGUGCUUUACUCUGUUGGAAAUGGUCCUCCUCAACCAGAAGUACAGCUUAUAGUGGGGUCUGCGUUGUUCGAUGUAGCGCUUGGGCCGUUCUCAACGUCUCGACGAAACAUGUAUACCACGCUGGAAGAAGAUUUUCAGGUAAUCAUUAUAUUUUCCAAAAUCUUCGACGAGAAGCUUUCAUCGUUGAGCCACCACGAACGGCGUUCGGCUUUGAUUUGGUUGCUCGUCGUCGUUCGAAGAAGUUACAAAGCUCGUGCUAACCUCCUGAAAGGGAUGUUGGACAAGAUUCAAACUGGCUUCGGUAUAGGUCUCGCCGAAAAUGAUGACUUUACGCAGGAUGUGGCUUCAAGUGGAAUCGGUCUGGUGUACGAGAUGGCAUCUGAAGAACAGAAGAAGGCCUUGGUUAAUGAUCUGAUUUCGAGAAUUUCCGAAGGGAAGCCUUUCUCGAAUACAAAAGUGGAUCCUAAUACAGAAAUCUUCAGCAAGGAUCAGCAUAUUACGGGGCCGGAUGGAUUCGGAAAAAGCUCGAAAGUGAAUAGGAUUAUAGAGCUAUGUUCGCUCGCCACAGAUCUCAACCAACCUGAUCUGGUUUAUAAGUUCAUGAACUUGGCAAGGCAUAACUCAGUCUUUGGGUUUUGUGGCUGUUUUGGAAGAGCUGGUACCGAAAUUGUUCAGGUCAGACAAUCGAUGCGCUCAAUUUGGUCUGUACUAACAGCAUCGCGUCGUGGUCUUGUUGAAGAGUAUGCGGACGACAUAGCUAAGGAACUUCAACAGCAGUUGACAAGCCCUGAAUGGCGCGUGCGAGAGUCCGCGUGCCUAGCUUUAUCGGACCUGGUCCAAGGCAACGAUUCCCGAUAUAUCCGUUCGAUCAUCCCUGACCUUAUGCUGACGGUUUUCAGACUUCGUGAUGACAUAAAGGAAUCCGUCCGUCUUGCCGCAAAUCGUGCCAUUGCCACCCUCGGAAAACUAGCUGUCCGUCUUUCCUCGGAAUCACCAAAAGGCCAUGAUCCACGGGUAUUUCUUAAUUCACUACUUCCUGUGUUGAUUCGGAAUGGAAUCCACUCGGAGAUCAAAGUUAAUAAGCAGUUCAGCAUUUCUAUUCUGCUGGAGCUGAGCAAAACCGCUGGGUCUCAACUUCGCCCUCAUCUUGCCGAACUCAUCCCAUCUCUCAUUGAUACCAUAAGUGAUGCAGAGCCUGCCAUUCUCAAUUACAUGGCUGCUCGCUCGAGCUUGGACGAAUUGGAAAUGUUGGAUGACGCGAGGGCAAAGAUGGCGCGUACUUCACCUAUGAUGACUGCUAUUCAAGACCUUAUUCCGCAGGUGAUAUAUUCUUCCGUCCACAAGGACAGCAUGUGCCCAACUACUCACAAUGCUUGCGCUCAGAGCUCCACAACUUCUGGGAGAUCACCAAGCCCAAUUUGCUCAAAAAAUUUCCUUAUAGACAAAUUGUUUAAUGCUCUUAUAUCCGGAACACGUGAUCGCAAUCCUUCCGUACGGAAGCACUUUGCAAGCGCAGCCUCUUACAUGGCAAAGUACGCCUCAACCUCAUCAUUUGAAGCACUUAUGCGGACUGUUUUGAAGGAUCUUCUUUCAGAUGAUGAAUCCAUGAAACAGUCUGCAAAGCAUGUCUUGAAAAGCUUAUCCGCAAACUGCUCUGAGCUUCUUCAAGGUUACUCCAAACUGGUGGUCCCCUACGUGUUUAUGGAGACUUGUCAACUCGUUGUCCGGGGCGAUGAAGCUUCCAAGAAACGUCAGGAGGAGUGGUGUGACCUAUGGAAUGAAAUUGUGCCUAGUACCGAAGCAGCCGUUCGUAUGUACCGUGAAGAGAUACUCUCGUUCAUCUUGGAUAUUCUGCAAAAUAAUGAUGUUUGGUCUGUUCGAGCCCAAGCCGCUCGGAUGCUUACGGAAACAACAAAACAUCUCCAAGAUCGAUUAGAAGGCAAAGAUGCAGGUGCUUACUUUGAUUCAUCCUUGCUUUCCUCACUUCUUCCUAUGCUUUCUGGACGUAUUUGGCAAGGAAAAGAGGAUCUGCUUCUAGCCGUCGGAACGAUCUUUUCAUGUGCUGGACCUUCACUCCGCAAGACGUGGACUGAUAAAGAGGUCGAAGAGGUGUUUGCUAUCUUGAGCAGAGAGGCGUCAAAGAGGAAAAAGGAGUAUGCUUCUGCUGGUCUACAAGCAUGUGCUCUAUUUUCCCGCAGUCUUCCAUACCCAAAAGGUACGCAGUGGUUGUUGGAGAAAAUCAGUGACAACGUGCGGAAGGCUCUCGAUCCAAGGUAA
This is a messenger RNA of Haemonchus placei, 3447 nucleotides long. The record is from the annotation of a GenBank genome assembly. Lineage: Eukaryota; Metazoa; Nematoda; Chromadorea; Rhabditida; Trichostrongylidae.